GAAGAAGAAGACGAAUUAGAAGACGCAAAAUGUUGUUGUCGUGAUCAGCUGAUUGACUGAAAGUUCAAAGCUAAGCUAACAGUUAAUUCGUAUUAUCGUUAUUAUCUGGAGGAGAGCAACAUGGCGUUCAUUACCGCUAACUGGAACCCGCUGGGAGAAGCCUUUUAUCGUAAAACAGAGCUGUAUGAAAUGUGCUGGAACCUGAAGGAUGGACUUGGAGACAGUUUGGUGGCUGCAGCGCCGUAUGGAGGACCGAUAGCUCUCCUCAGAGAACCUCACAGACGUUCUCCGAGUUCUCGUCCUCAGUUAGAGAUGUAUUCUGCAUCUGGCGUCUCCGUGGCGAGCUUUGUGUGGAAGAGUGGUCCUGUGGUUCACCUCGGCUGGACGGUCAGUGACGAGCUGUUGUGUGUUCAGGAGGACGGGUCGGUUCUGAUCUACGACCUGUUCGGGUCCUUCAAGAGACACUUCAACAUGGGCCUGGAAGUGGUCCAGAGUCAGGUGUUGGAAGCCAAAGUGUUCCACUCUCCUUAUGGAACAGGUAUCGCCAUAGUGACAGGAUCUUCACGUUUCACCUUGGCGACCAACAUUGAUGACCUGAAGCUUCGCAGGUUACCAGAAGUCCCAGGUCUGCAGGGGAAACCGUCCAGUUGGGUCGUCCUCUCUCAGGACAGACAGACUAAAGUCCUGCUGUCCAUCGGACCUGAACUCUUCAUCUUGGACAACACAGCAUGCAGUGCUGUGGUCCCUCCGGGUCUCAGUCCUCAGGCUGGCAGUAUUAUCCAGAUGUGCGUGUCUUUCAGCUAUAAAUACCUGGCUCUCUUCACUGACACUGGACAUCUGUGGACAGGCUCUUCCCACCUCCAGGACAAACUGAGUGAAGUGGACACCAAAAAGUCAACACCGCCCAAACAGAUGGUGUGGUGUCGCAGACCAAGGAGUCAGCAGCCGUCUGUGGUUCUGAUGUGGGACAGACUGCUCCUGGUGGCAGGAAUCUGCCAGGACACAAUCCAGUUCCCUGUGGAGGACCAGUGUGUUCUUGUUGGAGAACUAGACGGAGUCCGAAUCAUCAGCUCCACCAAUCAGGAGCUUCUACAGGAGGUUCCUGUGGUCUGUCAAGAUAUCUUUAAAAUUGCUUCAAUGGCUCCUGGAGCUCUGCUGCUGGAGGCCCACAGAGAGUACGAGAAGUCAAGUCAGAAGGCAGAUGAGUACCUGAGGGAGAUCAAGGAGCAAAGCAUGCUGGGAGAAGCAGUGAGACAGUGUGUGGAAGCAGCAGGACAUGAGUAUGACUCCAACACCCAGAAGUCCCUGCUGAGGGCAGCGUCCUUCGGGAAGUGUUUCCUGACGGACUUUUCUCCCGAUCUUUUCGUCUCAACUUGCAGAGAACUGCGAGUUCUGAACGCUGUCAGAGAAAGCGAUGUGGGGCUGCCGCUCACACACACUCAAUUCAAACAGUUGACUCUACAGGUGCUGAUCGACAGGCUGGUGUACAGACAGUUUUAUCCGUUGGCGAUAGAGAUCUGUCGUUACCUGAAGAUUCCCGACUAUCAGGGUGUCAGCAGAGUGCUCAAACACUGGGCUUCAUGUAAGGUGCAGCAGAAGGACCUAUCAGAUGAUGCCAUAGCCCGAGCUGUGUGUGUGAAAGUGGGGGACUCACCGGGGGUUUCUUAUUCGCACAUCGCCGCCAAAGCGUACGACUGUGGACGCACAGAGCUGGCCAUCAAGCUGUUAGACUUCGAGGCGCGCUCAGGUGAACAGGUUCCUCUGCUGCUGAAGAUGAAGAGGAGUCAGUUGGCUCUCAGUAAAGCUGUGGAGAGUGGAGACACUGACCUGGUUUACACAGUGGUGACUUACCUGAAGAACGAAAUGAACAGAGGAGAUUUCUUCAUGACCCUGAGGAACCAACCGGUCGCUCUCAGCCUCUACAGACAGUUCUGUAAACUGCAGGAACAGGACACUCUGAAGGAUCUUUAUAAUCAGGAUGAUGAUCAUCAGGAACUCGCUAACUACUACGUUACUGCCAGUUACAGAGAGAAGAGGUUAGACAGCCGUCUGUCUGUCCUGCAGUCUGCUGUCGAUGAAUACAAUAAGGCGAAGAACGAGUUCUCUGCAAAGGCCACAGAAGAGGAGAUGCGCCUCCUUCGUUUCCAGCGAAAGCUAGACGAUGAGAAAGGGGCGGGGCUUUUAGGACUGUCUCUACAGGCCACCAUGGAGGCUCUGCUGGCUUCAGGACUCAACAAACAAGCAGAACAACUUUACAGAGACUUCAGAGUACCUGACAAAAGGUAUUGGUGGUUAAAACUGAAGUCCCUGGCAGAGAAGGAGGAGUGGGAGGAGUUAGAAAAGUUCUCAAAGAGCAAAAAGAGUCCUAUUGGUUACCUGGCCUUUGUUGAAGUCUGCAUGAAGAGUAACAACAAGAGCGAGGCUAAGAAGUAUGUUUCCAAGGUGACACCUGAGCAGAAGGUCAAAGCUCACCUGGCCAUCAGUGACCUCGAAGGGGCGGCAGAGGCUGCAAUCGAGCGCAAGAAUGACUCAGAGAUGGGGGCGGUGCUCUCCAGAUGCUCCUCCUCAGACCGCCUGUUGAUUGACAGGUUGAACCGUGCCAGAAUCUCCCUCGCCAAAAAGUGACCUUUAGGUUACUACAGUCUGUGUUUAAACCCCGCCUCCUGAGGGUCACAGUGACGUCAGCCUACCUGCAAACAUGAUGACGAGCCGAGAAGACGAGUUAGUGCGUCUUUGAGGUUUGUUGUUUACCUGUUUACAUCAUUUCCUGCUUUUGCUGCUUCACAAUAAAAGCUUUCCACCACAGAA
Molecule: messenger RNA, 2808 nt
Organism: Labrus mixtus (cuckoo wrasse)
Lineage: Eukaryota; Metazoa; Chordata; Actinopteri; Labriformes; Labridae
Gene: vps16
Product: VPS16 core subunit of CORVET and HOPS complexes
Exons: 24
Coding region: 121-2625 (834 amino acids)
Biological process (GO): intracellular protein transport; vacuole fusion, non-autophagic; endosomal transport
Cellular component (GO): endosome; cytoplasm; HOPS complex
Molecular function (GO): actin binding
Source: RefSeq, a predicted model, not a curated record